Molecule: messenger RNA, 2935 nt
Organism: Clarias gariepinus (North African catfish)
Lineage: Eukaryota; Metazoa; Chordata; Actinopteri; Siluriformes; Clariidae
Product: arrestin domain-containing protein 3-like
Exons: 7
Coding region: 57-1568 (503 amino acids)
Biological process (GO): protein transport
Cellular component (GO): plasma membrane; cytoplasm
Source: RefSeq, a predicted model, not a curated record
UUUGUAUUUCACUACUCACGGAGGGUGAAAGACGUCUCCUCAGGUCACAUACCAACAUGUCACCGAUCAAAGAGCUGUCUUUGACUUACGAUCCUGUUAAUGAGUGUAACACGUUCACAAAUGGCGAUGUUAUUAAUGGGCAAGUCUUUUUCGAAGUGACUAAAGAAGUUAAGAUUGAGAGCCUUUAUAUAAAGUGUAAAGGGGAGGCGCAUGUCAGCUGGAGCGAGCGGAGCAAUGAUAAUAAUCACACUUACAGUGCUUAUGAGAGAUACUUCAAACUCAAACAGUACUUCAUACAGGACUCCUCAAAGAAAGGAAAUGAGGAGCCUGGUGUUAUAUUAACAUGUGGAGAGAUCUACGGCAAUCUGGUUAAGCCUGGACGUCAUGUUUAUCCAUUUAGAUUUCAGCUGCCCCAUGGAAAUUUUCCAGCAUCAUUUCAGGCAUUUCAUGGCUGGGUAAAAUACACUCUAGAAGUCACACUGGACCGUUCCUGGAAAUUCGACAAAAAUGACAAAAAAGAAAUCACAUUUGUUCCAAGGAUGUGUGGUGUUAAUUUAAUGAACCCACAGAGUGGAUUUAUUGACAAAAAGAUGAAACUUUUCACCUCUGGAAACAUCUCAGUAAAAUCAACAAUUAACAAAAUGGGUUAUAUGAAAGGUGACAUCAUUAAGGUUUCCAGUGAAAUCAAUAAUUCUUCAUCCCGUGAUCUUAAGCUGAAGUACAAACUCGAACAAAUACAGGCUUGCUAUGCACAAGGUCACUCGAAGAUUUUUCACCAGACUAUUUUCAAAAAUGUGGGGGAUCCCGUCUCAUCAGGAUCAAAGCAAAUAGUCAGCUCAGACCUGACGCUUCCAACAGAUUUGGCGCUGAGUGUUAUAAACUGUAACAUUUUGAAAGUGGACUAUGUAUUUAAGGUCUAUUUGGAUGUGCCCUAUGCUAGUGACCCAGAGAUCAAAUUUCCAGUGAUUAUUCUACCUGCAGGCCAGAUUUUUGCUCCAGGGCCAGUUCAGCCAGGUUUUCAACCUGGUGGGAACCCAGAAGCACCAGGAUGGAACCAAAUUCCACCCCAGCCUGUACCCUGGCCCAAUGCUCCAGCUGCUCCCUUUGGACCAGCUCCAGCUGCUCCCUUUGGACCAGCUCCAGCUGCUCCCUUUGGACCAGCUUCAGCUGCUCCCUUUGGACCAGCUCCAGCUGUUCCCUUUGGACCAGCUCCAGCUGCUCCCAUUGGACCAGCUCCAGCAAUUUACCCCAGUCCAUAUCCUUCACCAGUGUGUCCAAGUUCACAACAUCCUCCUCCUUCCUAUGAAGCCCUCUAUCCAAACCCAAACUCAACAGCCCCACAAUUCAAUGGCACUGCAUCAGCUCCACCAUAUAAUUCUCAGUGCCCUCCUAUGAAUUAUCCAAAUCCACCCUUCCCUCAACAACAUCCAGUACCUAGCGCCCCACAGUUCAAUCCAGGGAUUGCUGGCCCGUGUCACGUUCUACCAGGAGCGCCCUUAGAGUACUGGCCAAAUCCAACCCCACCACCAGAGGCUGAUCCAACUAAAUCCCCUGAGAAACAUGAAUAAUCUGGAAGAGUAAUAAGAAAUCAUGAUAUUGAUGAUUAUAGUGCAAGGACAUAUGAGGAUGCUAAAGUUGGUGAAAUUGUGUGUACCUUUAUUAUUUCAUUAUUUUUGUAGCUUGUAGCAGCAGCACCCUUAGUGCCGCCACUGCCUGCAUCCUUGUUAUGGUGUAUACACUGUAUAUAUACUGUAUAUAUGCAUGCAUGACCUUGCAAAGCUGAUUUUAUUUAUACACACACACACACACACACACUCACACACACAUACUACCUCGCCAAAAAAAAAAGCUGCACAGUCCAAAUUUUCAUUGACCACCUUUAGCUUUUAUUAUGUUACACAGUGAGGUGGCAAGUUCAUGUGUGAAAAUGAUUCUCAUAUAUAGAUGCAUAUACUGUAAUAUUCUAGCAACAUAUUAAUGAGCGUUCAGACUACAUCCUAUGUUCUUGUUAACGAAUUUGUACUUGCAUAAAAAAAAAUAGUAAGAUGUAUAAAAAAUAUAUUCUUAAUACACUUUUUCCUUAUCUAUUAAAAUAAUACCUCAAGAUGCUUUUAGUUGGAUAAAUAUUGUGUGUAUUUUUGCGGCGAAUGUUAUCAUAUUGGUAACUUAAAAGUUUAGUGGAAUUGGCUCAGUGAUCAAAGUUUGUUAGUAAUUGAACAGCAAAAAAAAAACUUAGCUUCAUGUCGUUUAUAGGACUAAUAUGUAUGCAGUUGGAAAUAUAAAUAAAUGACAUCAAUAUUUCAACGAGUAUGCAUCCAGCAUUUAAUUUUCUUUGCAGUAAGUUGUUCUCUUUUUACUUUGUUACUUACAUUCCCACAAUGUGUAGGGGUUUCCAUUGUGAGGAAACCAAGCAAUGAGUAUGUUCUAUGUUAUAAGUGCACAGCUUUUGUGCAAGGUAAAGCUAACAGACCAAUAAACCAGAAAUCCUGUUUUGUAAUAUAACAGAAGACAUUGUAAAUAGAGAAGUGAUGUGGUGGUUUGCAAAAAAAAAAAAAAAACUUUUAUUUUUCUUGUAAUGGUAAAUUUUACCUUGGAUCUAAGCUUAAUACACAACUUUCUUGUAUUACUUUACCAUUUUUUGUUUGGCAUGUCCACCUCCAGACAUGUAAGUGGUUACACUACUGAUAAUACUAUUACAAUACAAACAACAUUUUUACAUAUUUCCAAAUUAUUGUAUAAACCUAAGCCAGUAAAACAAUAAUGGCUUUUCUGUUUUUAUGGGUUGGGUUGUUCAUGGCCAGUACUAUCACAGCAAACAGAAAAAGAAUUAAUUAUAUUAAUUAUUGUGGUGCCAUAAUUAUACCAUGUCAGUUAUAAAAACGCAAUGUAACUAUAAAUACAGAAAUGUAAUAAAAUUAAAAAGCUGUUUGUUAUA